This is a messenger RNA of Passer montanus (Eurasian tree sparrow), 2518 nucleotides long. RefSeq names its product TLC domain containing 2 (gene TLCD2). Bases 355 to 1578 code for a protein of 407 amino acids. The record is from RefSeq and is a predicted model, not a curated record. The transcript is spliced from 4 exons. Gene Ontology annotation, cellular component: plasma membrane. Gene Ontology annotation, biological process: membrane assembly; plasma membrane organization; phospholipid homeostasis. Lineage: Eukaryota; Metazoa; Chordata; Aves; Passeriformes; Passeridae.
GGGGAAGCGAGGGCUGAGCAGCAGCUUCUGCUGGAGACAUCAAAAAGCAGCAAGGGAGCGAUCAAAUUACGGGAAGCUGGAAAAGCAGCGUAGUUGUAGGGUAGAACUAAAAUUGUGGCUACGGGAUUGUGAAUUUCCACAACCUCCAGACAGCGGAGCUGGGGCGUCCCAGACAUCGGGGAGCUCCUCUCGGGACCAGGCAUGGGACAGGGGGAUGCGGGAUAACAGUGCUGUGGGCAGAGCAGUUUUAGGCACGGCAAUCAAGUCUGUUUCCGUGCUUGGUGUGCGAUCAGCCCCGGUGCUGUGGUGUGGUCCCGGGGUGAGCAGCUUGGGGAAGUUCUGCCCAAGGAAACAAUGCCGGGCAUCAGCUGCCGGGGAGGCUUUGGGGUGAAGGCCCACCGGCAGCAGCACCUCACGGGAGAGGCGUUCGGCACCAAGGUGGAGGAGGAAACUCCGGGGGACGAGGGAAGCGCCUCCAGCUCCCGCACAGCGACGGGACACGCGUUCCCCGCUCCGUGCCACGCUCUCAGCCCGCUCCGUGCGGUGCCGGGGAAGGCGGGUGCAUGCCCGGGGCUCAGCUCCCGUUCUCCCGCUCCCGCGGCCCGACGGGGAGCGCUGCCCUGCGCGGGGCCAUGCGGGAGCUGCCAGCGCCAGCCCCGGGGCAGCCCGGCCCUUCCCCCGGGGGUGCCCUGGCCGUGCCCCGCCCGGGCGGUGCGCGGAGCGGCCGGGCAGGGCGGUACCGGCGGGGCGGUGCCGGUGCCCAGGGCGGGCCCGGGGCUGGGCGAGGCGGAGCCCGGCGGGCAGCGAGGCCGGUCCCAUGGGAGCACGGCGGGCCGCUGGACGCCCAUGGCUUUCAGCCCGGGGCUGCUGGUGGUGGCCGGUUCCUUCGCCGCUUUCCGCCUGCUGAACCGGGGGCUGGAGCGGCUGGUGCCGCCGCCGCCCUCGGCCCGCCGCAACCGCUGGAAGUGGCGCAACAUCUGGACAUCGCUGGCGCACAGCGUGCUCAGCGGCGGCGGGGCGCUGGCCGGGUUCUACCUCCACCCCGAGAUGUCCAACGACCUGGUGGGCACACACCCGCCCGGGGCGCACAGCCUGGUGGCCGUGUCUGUAGGCUAUUUCAUUGAAGACUUUGUGGACAUGUUGUGCAAUCAGAAACUUCAUCAGUCCUGGGAGCUGCUCUUUCAUCACUCUGUGGUGAUCAUCUGCUUUGGAAUUGCCGUGCUGCUCCACCAGUACGUCGGCUUUGCCCUCGUGGCUUUACUGGUGGAGAUCAACUCCAUCUUCCUGCACCUGCGGCAGAUCCUGCUCAUGGCCAACCUGGUGCACACCGCCUGCUACCGCCUCAACAGCCUGGCCAACCUGGGCACCUACGUGGUGUUCCGCAUCGCCACGCUGGCCUGGAUGACCCGCUGGCUCUUCCUCAACCGCCACAACGUGCCCCCGGCCACCUACGCCGUGGGCACGGCGGGCAUGGCAAUCAUGACGCCCAUGAACAUCAUCCUCUUCUACCGCCUGCUGCGCAGCGACUUCCUCAAGCCCAGGCGGGAGAAGGAGGAGCGGCGGGAGAAGGAGGAAUAGCUCCUCCCCUGCGACCGGGGCAGCUCCGAGCCCGGGAGCGCCGGAGGGUGAACGCGGCUCUUUCGGUACCUUGAAAGGAGGGGCUGCACUAACAGAGCAUCCAGGCUUUGCUUGUGGCUCAAGAUCCUGGGCCCUGCCCGGCAGAGAGGUGCUCGUGGACCAGGCGCUGUGGAUCUGCUCCCCAAACGCUUUUGGAUGAUGUGGUUGGACAAGUGGGAGGUGCUGAGAGAAGCCUCGACAGCUCUCACAGCUCCCCGGGGCGCCACUGAGGUGAGCAGGGGGCAGAGCAGCGCUGCUUCCCCACUGCCCUCCCAGACAUCCCCACACCACGGGGUGUUUCCAGCCCCUUUGGUGCUGCAGCCCCAGGGUCCCAUCAGCCACAGGACACUGAGAUCUCUGAGGGAUCUCUGUGCAACACCACCAGCAAGACAGGCUCCAAGGCUUUGCCUUCCAGGAGAUGUCAGUGAAAACCAAACCCUGCACUGAUGAGCCCUCCCUGAGGAGACUGCCCAGGCUGAGACCUGGCAGUGUGGGCACCGUGGGUGCAGCCCCAACCUCUCCUGACAACUGGAGCUUUUUCCAUUUUGUCCCCAAAAUAAUUUAAGUGCCCAUAAAUGAGCGUGGGAGAGCAGGAGUGGCUGUGUGAUGGUCACUUCCCACAGAUGUGGGGUUGCCAGGCACUUUUUAGGAUUCAGGCACGUCAGGAAUGCCAGGUUGUGCUGCAGAGCCCGGGGUAACGCUCUCACCCGGCAGCAAAGGCUCUUACUAACACGAGCUUUUAAUAAAUGGCUGCAAAUGAAGUGGCUUGAGGGGAAAGGACUGAGAGGGGACAAAAGGACUCAGCAUGCCAGCCCAGUCUGGGGGUGUCACUGCUUGGCACAGUCCUUACCCCUGUCUCCCUGCCAUGGAGUGAAAAUACACUGCACACUGGCACACUCUA